Messenger RNA from Bombus pyrosoma, 2767 nucleotides. RefSeq lists its product as uncharacterized. The record is from RefSeq and is a predicted model, not a curated record. Bases 140 to 1123 code for a protein of 327 amino acids. The transcript has 5 exons. Gene Ontology annotation, molecular function: 8-oxo-dGDP phosphatase activity. NCBI's taxonomy places the organism in Eukaryota, Metazoa, Arthropoda, Insecta, Hymenoptera, Apidae.
GUUGGGAUGAAUCGCGUUGGCAAUUUCAGUCUAGACUGUACCCUUCGAUGUGCAGAAAUCUCGCGAGACUCGCGUCUGAUAUAUACUAUACUCUAUGCUAGGAUUUUUUAUCACAGCUGGCUAACGACAGCGAAACAUAAUGACGGAUAGUGAUAAGAAACCGAUGUCACGUUUAUUGAAGCUCGCCAACAAAUUCAACUGCUUCUACCUGUCAGGUUUUCAUGCAGGUGAAUGCAGAGCCUUUGUUGUUGAUGGACAACAAAUUGGCCUUGUGCGUCCAGAUGUAAUGAAGGAAUUGUUGAAUUAUCCACAGGUAUUUCAAGUACAUCCUGAGUAUGUACAACUGAAUCCAGCAUUCAGAGAAUAUGCAGAGAGAAGUGCCAGAGUUGAGGAAGUUUUGAGGGAAUGGCGUGCAGGUGGAAAGUUCAUAGCAUUAAGAGGAUGGAGAGAAGAGUGCUAUGAAGUACGCGCAGAAUUCAAUACCCCACCACUGUUCAAAAUGGACCGGUCUGCUACAUGCUUGUUUGGAAUUCGCAAAUAUGGAGUUGACAUUAAUGGAUACGUUAUGGAUCCUGUGAAAGGUUUAUCAAUAUGGUUGCAGAAGCGUAGCCCAAACAAGCAGACUUGGCCUGGCUACUGGGAUAACAUGGUGAGUGGUGGGUUGAGCGUUGGCUAUGGAAUUAAUGAAACUGCUAUAAAAGAGGCUGGGGAAGAAGCCAGCAUUCCUAAUAAUCUUAUUGCAAAACUAAAGAGUGCCGGUUGUGUAUCUCUGUUUUUUGAAAGUGAAAGGGGUCUGUUCCCCAACACUGAGUUUGUAUACGACCUUGAACUACCACCAGACUUUGUACCAAGUAACAAUGAUGGAGAGGUAGAGACUUUUGAAUUGCUUCCAGUUAACGAAUGUUUAGAAAGGAUACUGUCUUCGCAUUUUAAAACCACUUCGGUGCCAGUCGCGCUUGACUUUUUAAUUAGACAUGGAUAUAUCACAGCGGAAAACGAGCCUAAUUUUAUAGAAAUCGUGGAAUUGCUUCAUAUACCUCUGCAAACCAUUUAUAAUCACCCACAAAAAAAGUGUAAAAUAGCCGCAAAUGGUGAAGCAAUCGAAUCAUUAGACAGAAUUUAAGUUUAAUUAGUCCUUAAUUUAAUUUCGCGUUUAAAAUUGAUCGAAUCGAGCGGAGUUGGAAUUUUUGUGAUUUCUUUGUAUUUAAUCAAUUUUUUGCAAACUUUAUAGUAAUGAAAAGAAAAAAGAAAAUGGUGCAAAUUUAUAUACGUAAGACUUAAAAAAUCAUUAGAAGACCACUAAAUAAUAGUUCAAAUAUUUCUAGAAUUGAUUUGAAGGAUUUUUAUGAAAUUCAAACUAACUGUUGUUUCCACAAUAUUGAAAAAGGAAAAAAAAAAAGAAGAUACGUUAUUUCAAUAUUUUUACUCAUAAAUAUAUUAUUAUUCCUUUUGUUAUAACUUGAGUAGUUUUUAUAUACAAUAACGAUGAAAGUAGCAGGUAAAGACGAUUUUUUGAUGACUUAUGCGAAAGACAUACAUAGGGAUGUAAACGUAGCCAUUAUUAACUCAGCGAGAGUUUCAUAGGGAAUGAAUUCUAAUUUAUUGGGGAUUUAUUGAUAUAUAACAACUUUGUAAAAUUGGCACAAUACAAAGAGAUAAUUUACGAAAUGAUUUUUAAGCAAAUUCAUUCAUCAUCGUUAUUUAGAAAAAAAGAAAAUCACGCUACAUCUUCCUCUGAUUUCUACCAAACCAUCGAACUGAAUUUUUGCACAAGAACGAACGAAGGAGUUUUCGCCGAUCGUACGAGUAAUAAUCUAGACGUGUGACAACUUUUGAUAUACAUCGAUGUCAAAUUAGAAGUAUUAUUCAUACAGCAUUCCAGAAGCAUAGAUUAAGUUUUCAGUUUCUAAGCAAGCAAGGAAGUGGGAAAACGAAAGAGUAACAAUAGCUUUUUCUAACGUUUGUAAUAGAAUUUUUGUACUAAAAAACAAACUUGUACACCUAACAACAACAAUGAGUGCGCAUAAAGUAAGAAUGCAGUAAUAUCCUAAUAUUCUGCGUAGGAUGUAAGAUGAAAUUCAUUCACAGUAUUAUGAAUGUGAAUGCACAGUAUACUAUUUGAUAUGUUUAGAGUAAAAAUGGAAAAAACGAAGAAAAAAAACAAAAAGAAAAACAUUUGUAGACGAAUUAUGUCGACGUAUGUGUUCGUAUACUAUCAACUAUGCUACCAACGAGAAAGAUCCAGCAUUUUCACUUGAACAGCGUUUAUUGGGAAGGGGAACAAAAGUGUUCGUAUAUUGUUUAUCGUAUGUAAUAUGUAGGUAGAUUUUUUAAUUCUCAACAAUGAUUGGUACCAAGGUUCUGAUCAAGUGAUAUUAUUAGAUUGUGAAGAAUAGUGAUUGUAUGAACGGCAAACGCAAUCCUAGAAGCAUCACUUUUUAUCUUUUGUCCGAAUGUUUUCAAUGUGAUAUUUAUUGCUCAUUAUACUUAUUUGGCGACAAUUAAUUUAUGUAUUUACCAUUUUGUUCAUUUGAUGCACAGAAUGUCUAGUGUUCUUGCUUUGAAAGUAUAUUAACUAUUAUCAAGUAUUUUUAUAAGUUAUUGUAUUUAAAUGAUGCUUUAUAUCGCUUGCAUUGCGUAUGCCCUUAAAUUAAGAGAUUUUUUAUACUGAAACUAGUUUCUACAAGAUGAAGAGUCAUUAGGUAUGUUAAAUUCAAUAUAUAAAUCGUUGUAGUUUCGAUAUUAUUAUAAUUGCGUUUAUGGAUAA